Penicillium angulare is the source of this 2847-nucleotide messenger RNA. RefSeq lists its product as uncharacterized. The transcript is spliced from 8 exons. Gene Ontology annotation, biological process: DNA damage response; protein dephosphorylation. The coding region runs from base 1 to 2847 and encodes 948 amino acids. Gene Ontology annotation, cellular component: protein phosphatase 4 complex; nucleoplasm. The record is from RefSeq and is a predicted model, not a curated record. Gene Ontology annotation, molecular function: protein phosphatase activator activity. Lineage: Eukaryota; Fungi; Ascomycota; Eurotiomycetes; Eurotiales; Aspergillaceae.
AUGGCGCUGGACCUACAGCCGCCCGACGGUCGCAAACGGGUCAAGGUCUACGAACUGAGGGAUAAUGACUGGUUUGAUCGCGGAACCGGCUUCUGUACCGGCCAGAUUCUUGGGGUAAGCUUCGAUAUCCUCCCUGAAGCUCGCAAUCCCAGACACGCCGCGCCGCAUCGCGCCGCUUACCAUGCUUCGUGGCCGCGCGCGUGCCUGGAGUUUGGUGUUCCGUUCCUCUCUCCCGGGCGCAUUACGACAAUCCUGCAUCCGCACCCGCUCCUCAUCCUCCUCCCCGAACAAAAGAAAAGUGAUGGCGAGGAACCGCGAAUAUUCGUCGAAUCCGAAGACCUACCCAAUCGCGUUCUACUGGAGACGCGAAUCUCCAAGGACGAUGGCUAUCAAAAACAGCAAGAAACCUUGAUCGUUUGGACAGAGCAGAAUGGCACGGAUAUGGCGCUUAGUUUUCAAGAAGCUGAAGGAUGCGCGGUGAUAUGGGACUUUGUCAAUGCUGUUCAGCAACACCUAAGCUUGAACGCUGCUGAUGACGCUCUUUCCGACGAUCUCGAAAGCUACCAGACAAUCGCACUACCUCUACCAGAACUUAGAAAUCUCGCCGAAAUUGAACAAAUUGUGCGAGCUGCGAGUAUGACGCAAGUGGGCCGCGAUGCGCUGUCCAAAUUCAUUAUUCGCGAUGAAUAUAUCGGCAAGUUGGUUCUUUUAGUGGAAACCGCGGAGGAUUUGGAAAGCUUGCAAGACCUGCAUCGUCUCUGCAACAUCAUGAAAUCAUUGAUCCUGUUGAACGACAAUACCAUCAUUGAGACCGUCGUGGCCGAUCAGGUCAUCUUGGGUGUGGUCGGGGCGCUGGAAUAUGACCCCGAAUUUCCCACCCACAAAGCAAACCAUCGGCAAUACCUCGCAGACCAGUCACGUUAUAAAGAAGUUGUUCCUAUCAAGGACCCGAUUAUUCGAAGGAAGAUCCGAAGCACAUGGCGUUUGCAAUAUCUGAAGGACGUGGUUUUGGCCCGCAUUUUGGACGACCCGACAUUUUCCGUUCUCAACUCUUUGAUCUUCUUCAAUCAGAUGGAAAUCGUCAAUCACAUUCAGUCGAACGGCCCCUUCCUACGGGAGCUAUUUGGUGUUUUUGAUGUGAAAACUGGCGACGCGAGGCGCAGGGAAGAUGCUGUGCAAUUCUUGCACCAGUGCGCGGCCAUUGCAAAGAAUUUACAGGCUCCAUCUCGAGCUCAACUCUUCGCCAAUUUUAUAAGUCACGGACUCUUUGGAGUGAUUUCCUUUGCCGUCAGGCACCCGAACCCAGCCAUGCGCACGACAGGCAUUGACAUUCUAGUGGCAUUAUUGGACCACGACCCGGUGAUGAUGCGCGGAUAUAUGCUCAAGGCUGUCAAUGAGAAGAAGACGCCGCUUACAGAUACCCUGAUUGACCUACUUCAUGCUGAAACCGAUCUCGGAGUGAAAAAUCAGUUGGCUGAUGCCAUUAAGAUCCUGCUUGACCCCCAGAUACCCCUGCAGGACCCGCUUGCCCGGGCUGGACCCGAUUACUUCAAAGUCCGUUCUUCUAACAUUCUCAACGAUGCAUUUGUGCAACACCAUUUCGAUGAAUCUUCCAAGCGGCUGUUUCAACCGCUUAAGCAUCUUGCUAAUCGCGCAAACCUCAAUGACUUAACGUUUCAAGAAGUCACCUUGUAUUCGCAUCUUGUCGAUAUUCUCACCUUUUUUGUCCGCCAACACCUCUUCCGCACACGCAGCGCCAUUCACAGCGAAUCUCUUGCACCUCGGGUCGCUCAACUUCUGACGGCCCCUCAAAAACACUUAAAACUGGCCGCUCUCAAAUUCUUCCGCACUCUGAUUAGCCUUCAGGAUACUUUCUACCAAGCUUUAAUGACACACAACAACACAUUUGGUUUGAUUCUUGACAUCGUGUAUGACACUAUGCCUCGUGACAACCUCCUCAACUCCGCUUGUCUCGAGCUCUUUGAAUUCAUCAAAAGAGAGAAUGUCAAGCCAUUCAUUCUCCAUGUGGUAGAGAAAUACCGGGAGAAGCUCGAGAGCAUCACUUACGUUGACACCUUCCAAAACUUGAUACUUCGCUAUGAGCAGAUGCAAGGGUACGGCGCAGAGGCUGAUCCGCUGUUUGGCCAUGAAGACGACAGUACUCCUCGGAGAAUACCAUUGAAUGGACAGCGUUGGCAGGGCGUGAAGGAAAUGGAUGCAGCUGAGGAAGAUUACUUUGGCACAUCUGACGAUGAAGAUGAGUGGCCACAGGAUAACCGUGGGGCUCUUUCUGCUGAUGCUUCCAACGGCUCCACCCCCGCGCUGGUUAAGCCUUUGGUUGAUUAUCCUGAUGAUGACGAGGAUGAGGAUGCAAUGGACACAAAACCUGAAGCUCUUUCAGAACAACCCCCACAAGCUGAAUCAACAGCCGACGCUCCUAAUGAACCCAGCCCCGAAUCCACCUCUACACCAACCUCGCCCGCUCAAACACCCCCUCCCGAACGAUUGGCCGAAAAGCGUCGACGCGAAGAAGAAGACGAAGACGAGUUAAUGAAACUCGCCGCAGGUCCUAAGCGCAGAAGCUCCACAAGUAGCAAUUCUAGCGCCGGGAUUUUGAACAGGAAAAAGACACUGUCCAUUGGGCCGAUAGGCGUCACAGAUAAAUCCAAAUCAGCUAUUCUAGGAAGUGGCGCUGCAGCACCUAAGAGAAUUGCUAUCAAUCUAGGACCGACAACAAAAUCUACUGCUCCGGAAAGUGACACACCGAGCUCAACAGAGGAUACUGCGGGUGAAACCAACGAGAAUGAAAAACCCGACGACAGCCAAGGCGACGACGGAGAAGGUUGA